This is a messenger RNA of Cucumis melo (muskmelon), 592 nucleotides long. RefSeq lists its product as uncharacterized. Bases 176 to 592 code for a protein of 138 amino acids. The record is from RefSeq and is a predicted model, not a curated record. The transcript is spliced from 6 exons. NCBI's taxonomy places the organism in Eukaryota, Viridiplantae, Streptophyta, Magnoliopsida, Cucurbitales, Cucurbitaceae.
AUUUUUAAAUAAUUUUUUAUGAUAAUAUUAAUUCUCUUAUUGAUGAGAUUAACGGUGAUUGAUUGGUUUCUAAUAGAACACACACUUGCAAUCCAAAAUUCUUCAAUCAGAAAGUACCCCAGAAACUAAUCUUGCUCUUGAGAAGAUUAGAAGGCCUUUAUAUGAAAAGCAUCCCAUGAGCAAAUUUGCAUGGACAAUAGCUGAAGACACUGAUACUAUGGAAUGGUACAACAUCUGCCAAGAUGCCCUAAGAAAAGUCAAUGAAUCGUAUCAAGGAAAAGAGACUGCUGACAUCAUUCAAAACAAAGUUUUGCAGGCUCGAGAGGAGGAUGAGGAGAUUGAAUUCAAUUGUGCUAAUUACCAGCUUGAAAUAAUGAGAUGCUUGAGAGAACUCAAUGUUAACAACACUAUUGGAUGGAUUGGAACAUCAAAUAUUGGAGGCUGGAGUAGAUAUUUGGGUUACUUCAUCUUACCAGGUUUGCAAUGCCAAUGGAUUAAUCUUUCUUUGUUUUUAUUGGCUCUGCUAUUGGUGGUACUUAUUUUAGCUCAUGAAUUGGAGGUAGUAGAGGAUGCAGAAUGCAAGUUUAUUUGA